Messenger RNA from Laetiporus sulphureus 93-53, 1448 nucleotides. Its product is annotated as Clavaminate synthase-like protein. Gene Ontology annotation, molecular function: dioxygenase activity. Bases 68 to 1180 code for a protein of 370 amino acids. The transcript has 7 exons. The record is from RefSeq and is a predicted model, not a curated record. NCBI's taxonomy places the organism in Eukaryota, Fungi, Basidiomycota, Agaricomycetes, Polyporales, Laetiporaceae.
CGACUAUUAUCCAUCUUCUGUUGUUCUUCUCCCGCAGCCCUACCUGGUAGCCUGGUAGUGCGCGGCAAUGGCUAGCACCGCCAACGACGCUCUGCCACCGUUCCCGGACGACGUACCCACCCAUCCUCUGCCGGUCGUAGACUAUGCGCGUAUCAGGGCCGGCGACGAGACGGAACGCGAUAAGCUGUGGAACGCGGCUACCCAGCUAGGUUUCUGGUACUUGAAGAAUCACGGCGUGGAAGAUGAAAUGAACGCACUGUUCGAUCUCGGGAAAGCAUUCAUGGGUCUGCCGCUGGAGGAGAAGAUGCAGUAUGAGGAGGGAGACGAUGGGAUGCAAUUUGGCUACAAAGCAGCUGGGUACCACACUGCCGAUGAGCACGGAACCCUCGACGCCACUGAGUUCCUCGAUAUCGCCAAGGACGACGUACUGGCUUACCCGACGCCGGUUCACCGUACCUAUCCGCCGCUCGUCGCGGACGCUUUUCCGAGCAUCAUAAUACCAUUCGUGCAGAAAUCGCUGGUCGUGAACCAUACGCUCCUUGGCGUAUUAGGUGCGAAGCUGGGGAUGGCACCAGGUGUGAUUGAAGCACUGCACAAGACAGAGGAACGCAGCGGAUGCGUUGCCAGGGUGAUCAGGACGCCUUCGAAAGAAGGUGCACCGGAGGUCUUAGAGGAGCAAGCCUUGCUUGGCGCCCACACCGACUUUGGCUCCUUGUCAUUUUUGCACAAUCGCUUGGGCGGGUUGCAGGUUCUCGCACCCGGCACGGAAAAUUGGCUGUACGUCAGGCCUCUUCCGGACCAUGCAAUCUGCAAUGUCGGAGAUGCGCUCAACAUAUUCAGUGGUGGGCUGAUCCGGUUUAACAUGCAUCGUGUCGUCGCGCCACCCAAGGCCCAGAGCGCAUACGAGCGCUACUCACUCUCCUUCUUCACCCGUCCACACGACAGCGUCGUCCUGCGGCCGCUCUCCGCUGAGAGCCCAGUGGUAGCGGCUGCGGUGGCCACGGGGCAAGUCGGACUGGAAAGUCAACAAGAGGACAGGGGUACGGCAGGCGAAUGGCUUGUGCGUCGCUUGCGCAACUUGCGGACGGCGAAUUAUCAUGGCGUUGAGAGUUACCGCGACCACCUUGGGACAGAGGAUUAUGGCAAAAUAACUCAAGUAGCGACAACGGUGGCGAUGUAGCCGUUUUGCACAGAGGAAUACUCCCAUUACGAUGUUUGCUCUCUCUGGCCAUGAUGGGACUCGGAGUCAAACAAAGACGAAGCCUUGUGCAGGUCGUGCUGUUGUGCAUGAGUAGAUGAUGUCUUCAAAAUCUCAAUCGGUCAAAGAGGAAGACCGUGUACGUCGUCCAAGGCCCGAGUACGUUCAUCUGACUCGGAGACAAGGCUGUAGAUACAGAUUCCAAAGUGAGACUCACAGCAGGGAGGAAAUGAACAAAACCUCAUAGCCC